AUGAGUGAAAAAAUCAAACAGUUUAAAGGUGCUUUAUUGGUAAUACAAGAUCGAGUUAGCAAAUUACAGCAGGAUCUAGUCUUAAAAGAAGAUUAUAUUAAAUAUCUCGAAAAAGAAAUCUUAAUUCGAGAUAAAGAACUAGAUCCAUUACGAUUAGAAAUUUCUAAUCUUAAAAAACAGCUAGAAAAAGUGCUUCAAAAUUUAAAGAACCAAGAGAAUUAUAUUGAUUACUUAGAAAAAGAGUUAGUAUUUUUUCAGAAUAAAAUCGAUAAUCUUGAUGAAAAAAUAAAUAAUAUUAUAGUUAUGGCCCACCCACAAAGAUCGCAUACAGAAAAUCAGGCGAUACUCCGAAAUCACAGAAUUCAGCAAGCAACUAAUAAUAUUAGAUUAUAUUUUCAAAGCCCAAAUAUAGUGCCAACAUUAAAUGGUAUUGUAGAUUAUCUUAACACAAUAUCUGAGGCUGGCAAUUUAUUAGAACAGUUAACAAUAGAUACCUAUCUUCAUUUGAAUAACCGUAUAAAUAAUGAUGUAAACCAAAUAACCAAUUUACAAAUCCAGUUAAGCACUCUUCAAAAUGACUAUGAUCUUCUUAAUCAAGCUUAUAGAGCUCACAAGCUUAAUUAUCACUUGUUAAAAGCAACUUCUAUAGAUAAAAAAAAUC
Molecule: messenger RNA, 661 nt
Organism: Ambispora leptoticha
Lineage: Eukaryota; Fungi; Glomeromycota; Glomeromycetes; Archaeosporales; Ambisporaceae
Source: the annotation of a GenBank genome assembly